Molecule: messenger RNA, 987 nt
Organism: Caenorhabditis elegans
Lineage: Eukaryota; Metazoa; Nematoda; Chromadorea; Rhabditida; Rhabditidae
Gene: F07G11.1
Product: Methyltransferase FkbM domain-containing protein
Exons: 6
Coding region: 1-954 (317 amino acids)
Source: RefSeq, marked reviewed
AUGAACAUAACAAGACUAAACAUAUAUUAUUACUUUCUGAUUCGUCGUGGCAUGUGCAUUGGAAAACAAGACGUUACCCUACAGAUAGGUUUAAUCCGAAGGUUGUUUAGUUAUGCAUUACUCGUGGUUUUUAUUUUUCUUGUUUACUAUUUCAUGCAGCCAAAUUCAAAUAAGUUAAUAUUCAAAGCGUUUCGAGACUGUGUAUUUCCAAAACUAUUACCAUUGAAGGGACAACACAAAGAGUUCUGGUAUUCGUUCACAAAUAUCACUAAACAGUGCAAUGGUCUGCCAGAAUACAAUGCCUUGGAUAUUCGCCCAGCACCCAAUCGUGCUGAGGUUAAAUACAUCGCGCUUCCCAAUAAGAAGGAACAAUUGACAAUGGUUACUUUGGGAAUCGGUCAUGAUGUUAAAGCAGAGAUACGACUGAAAGAGUUAUAUCCAAAUAUUGAUUUUCACGGAUCAGAUCCGUCAAACGAAAUAAACAGAGAUUUGUAUGAAAAUAAACUUGGAGGAAAGUAUUACCAGUAUGCUGUUAGUGGAGAGAAGGGAAUGAAGAAUUCACGUGUUUAUCGUGAAGAGUAUAAGGAAGAAAUAACCGAGCACGUUGGAGCUGAGUAUUUUUUAAAGAAUUUUGUACGAAAAGAUCGAGUUGAUAUUCUUUGGAUAGAUAUUGAAGGAAAUGAGUUUUCAUUCCUUGAACAAAUUCAUAACGGCGGAACAAUUGAUAAAGAAGGAAUCAAAAUCUGUCAGAUUAACGUAGAGUUGCACAAAGACCUUUUGGAGAAACCGGAAGGAGAAAUGGAAAAAUUCCACGACUUUAUCUUCAAAAUUCUAGAAGAUGGAAAAUACAUUUCAAUAAACCCAUACUUUGUCGAGUAUUUAAAAUAUCGAUUUAUACGAUUAUUUCUAGUUAAUGUUGGGGACAACGAGUGUACUAAUUUAUAUCUUAAGUAAAUGUUUAUAUAUUAAGAAUAAAAUAUUAAAAAG